AUGGCCAAUGAUCACAUCGUUGAUCUACGUGUGCCGUUUCCAGACGUUAGACAGGCAGAAAUUGCCUGUAAUACUUUGAGUGUGGACCAGGAACCUCGCCGAGGUGGGGCUACGAAAACUAUCAACACUGAAGGAAAUAUUCUUUGCUUAAAGAUCUGUGCUGCUGAAGCUAAAGUGCUAAGAGUAAGUCUGAACUCCUUCCUGGACCAUCUCGCAUUGGUGGUGGAAACCAUUGACCAGUUCGGACCUCCAACAUAGGUGAACAUCAAGGGAGACUAGUGAGAGUGAGUUUCAUCUCCUUUCUGGAAGACCUGGUCUUGGUGGUGGAAGCUAUUGACCAGUUUGGACUUCCAACAUAGGUGAAGAUCAAGGGAGACAACUGGGAGUGAGUUUCAUCUGCUUUCUGGAAGACCUGGUCUUGGUGGUGGAAGCCAUUGACCAGUUUGGACUUCCAACAUAGGUGAACAUCAAGGGAGACAACUGGGAGUGAGUUUCAUCUGCUUUCUGGAAGACCUGGUCUUGGUGGUGGAAGCCAUUGACCAGUUUGGACUUCCAACAUAGGUGAACAUCAAGGGAGACUAGUGAGAGUGAGUUUCAUCUGCUUUCUGGAAGACCUGGUCUUGGUGGUGGAAGCCAUUGACCAGUUUGGACCUCCGACACGGGUUAACAGCAAGGGAGACAACUUUUGAGUGCUAAGUGUGUCUCAGUUUCUUCCUGGACCACCUGGCAUUGGUGGUGGAAGCCAUUGACCAGUUUGGACUUCCAACAUAGGUGAACAUCAAGGGAGAAAACUGAAAGUGAGUUUCAUCUGCUUUCUGGAAGACCUGGUCUUGGUGGUGGAAGCCAUUGACCAGUUUGGACCUCCAACACAGGUUAACAGCAAGGGAGACAACUUGUGAGUGCUAAGCGUGAGUCUCAAUUUCUUCCUGGACCAUCUGGCAUUCGUGGUGGGAACUAUCAACCAGCCUGGACCUCCAACACAGGUGAACAACAAGGGAGAAAAUUAUCAGCUGACCACAUCUCCUGGAUCAGCCCAGUAUUCAUAAAAGAGACAGAUAUUUGUAUUUGGACAGCAUAUUAUUGACAUUCUGAUAACGAUUCGCUGAGAAGUUUUUUCCUCGGAAGCUAAUUCAUCACUUUUUCCAGUGUUAAGAGUAAUUAAAAACAAAUAAAGC
Liolophura sinensis is the source of this 1175-nucleotide messenger RNA. Its product is annotated as EKC/KEOPS complex subunit Lage3-like. Bases 1 to 258 code for a protein of 85 amino acids. The record is from RefSeq and is a predicted model, not a curated record. The transcript has 3 exons. NCBI's taxonomy places the organism in Eukaryota, Metazoa, Mollusca, Polyplacophora, Chitonida, Chitonidae. Gene Ontology annotation, cellular component: EKC/KEOPS complex.